AUGGUGCGCCUUCGAGAGAUCCCCCGAACGGCCGCCUUUGCCUGGUCUCCAGGUGCUGGCAAGCCCAUUUUAGUUACUGGCACUCGUGCUGGAGCUGUUGACGUCGAUUUCUCCGACGAGAGCAAGCUUGAACUCUGGGAUCUUGCUCUAGAUGACCAACAGCAGGGCCUUGAGCUACAGCCUGUCGCUAGCAUCAGCACCGACGCCAGAUUCUACGAUGUCGCAUGGGGUCCCCCCAAUGAGGACCAUCCCCGAGGUAUCAUUGCCGGUGCCCUCGAGAAUGGAUCCCUGGACCUUUGGGAUGCCGAGAAGCUCAUCGCUGGAGAAUCAGAUGCACUUAUCUCCCAGACAUCAAAACACAGCGGUCCAAUUAAGACAUUAGAGUUCAAUCCAUUGAAGCCCCAGAUUCUUGCUACAGCUGGCGCUAAAGGAGAGCUCUUCAUCUACGAUGUCAACGACAUUGCCAACCCCUUCCGACUGGGAAACGCUGCUGCCCGAUCCGACGAUAUCGAAUGCCUCGCAUGGAACCAAAAGGUUUCGCAUAUUCUUGCCACUGGUGGAAACGGUGGAUUUGUCACAGUCUGGGACUUGAAGACUAAGAAGGCUUCUCUGACUCUCAACAAUAAUCGAAAGGCUGUUAGCUCAAUUGCUUGGGAUCCCAACAACUCGACAAAGCUCUUGACAGCGACUCCAGAUGACAACACACCUGUCAUUCUGCUAUGGAACCUUCGAAACUCCAAUGCCCCUGAGAAGACACUGCAAGGUCACGAGUCUGGCAUCCUCUCCCUGUCUUGGUGCCAGCAAGAUGCCGAUCUCCUGCUUUCAUCCGGCAAGGACAACCGAACUAUUGUGUGGAACCCUAGCACUGGAGAGCGAUACGGCGAAUUACCCGAGGUGACCAACUGGACUUUCCUCACCCGAUUCAACCCCCACAACCCCAACCUCUCAGCGACGGCCAGCUUCGACGGCAAGAUCACUGUGCAGACUCUCCAGAACACCAACCCAGAUACUUCCAAGGCCGCAGCUGAGAAGAAUCUUGAUGAUGAGGACUUCUUCCGUGCUGCCCAGGACCAGCCCCAAGACGCUUCAUGGUCAUUGGCAAAGGCUCCCAACUGGUUCGAGAGGCCCGUUGGUGCUUCUUUCGGUUUUGGUGGAAAGAUUGUCGUGUUCAAACCCAAUACUACUCAGCCUGGGCAGAAGCGUUCUUCCAAGAUUAUGAUCACUAACUUCUCCGUUGACUCUGAUGUUUCCACUGCCACCCAGAAGUUCCAGGAAGAUAUUGCUUCUGGCAACAUCAGCGAAAUUUGUGCCAACCACGUUGAGAACGCCAAGACUGACGAGGAAAAGGCUGACUGGGAGGUGAUGGAGACCCUGGUUGGUGAAAACCCUCGUGAGAAGAUUGUCGAAUAUCUUGGUUUUAAGAAGGACGAUCUCACAAAUGGCAAUGUGGAGGAGACCACUGAGGAGACCCAAGAGGAUGAGGAAACCAAGGACUCGACCGAAGAUGCCGAGGAAAAGAAGAACAAGCGUGUUUCGAGCUUCUUCGACGGUGCUGAGGGCGACGGCGAUGACUUCCUAUCCAACCUUGCCGCUACCAAGGGUGCUAAGACCGAUAACCCUUUCCAUCUUUUCAGCGAUUCCGAUAGUUCCGUUGAGAAGAACAUCACCACUGCCUUGAUGCUCGGUAACUUUGCCAAGGCAACUGAACUGUGUCUCAAGGAAGACCGAUUUGCCGAUGCAUUCCUGAUUGCCAACUGUGGUGGUCAAGAACUUGUUGACAAGGUCCAGGCUGCUUACCUGUCGCGCAAGAGUGAUAUGCCAAGCUACAUGCGUCUGCUCGGCUCUGUCAUUACCAAGAACCUUUGGGAUGUCGUCUACAAUGCUGAUCUGGAGAACUGGAAGGAGACAAUGGCUAUUAUCUGCACUUUCUCUGACCCCACCGAGUUCUCUGAUCUCUGUGAGGCUCUAGGUGACCGGGUCAAUGAGGAGGGUGACCGAAAGGAUGCUUCGUUCUGCUACCUUGUCGGAUCCAAGCUUGAGAAGGUUGUAUCCAUCUGGGCUGAAGAGCUUGACGAAGCUGAGCAGGCUGGUCUGAAAGAGGAGUCUGGUGAUUCUACUUUCUCUGUCCAUGCUAGAUCACUGCAGAACUUCAUCGAAAAGGUCACUGUCUUCCGCCACGCUACCAAGUUCCAGGACAGCGAGACGAACCUGGACUCUGACUGGAAGCUUUCCACUCUGUACGACAAGUACACCGAGUACGCUGAUAUCCUGGCCAGCCAUGGCCAACUGGAGACGGCUCAGAAGUAUCUCGACCUUCUUCCAUCGAACUAUCCCGCUGCUGAACUGGCGAGGAACCGUGUGCGCCUGGCUACUAAGAAGCCCGCCGCUCAGCCCGCUGCCCGAGUGCCUGCGUCGUCAAGCCGAACAUCGUCCAGACCUCAGCCUACUGUCGGGUACCAGCCUCCUCAGCCGGCGCUUGUCCCUGGAACAUUGACUGGCUCUGUCCCUGCCAACCCUUACAGCAAUAUCGCUCCAAGCCCGGCCGUUCCACAAUCCACUGGGUCCCCUGCACAGCAAUAUCAGCCCCCGACAAACCCUUAUCAACCACAAAAUAGUUAUGCACCUCCCGCGCAAACUGGCUAUGGUGCCCCAAGUGGUUAUCAACCUCCAGUUCAGCCCGGAUACGGCGCUCCUCAGCCAGGUUACGGCGCUCCCCCACAGCCUGGGUAUGGUGCUCCCGCUCCUCUUGCACCUCCACCAAUGGGUGGCCCUCCUCGAAACACCACUCCUUCGUCGGUAACACCUGCGGCCAAGGUGAAGAACAUGGACAACUGGAACGACGUGCCUCUUGUCACUAAGGCACCUCCAGCACGCAGAACCACCCCCAGCGUCCAGCCUAUUACUUCCCCUUUCCCUGGUCAGCAAGGUACGAGUGCUCCUCCACCCCCUAGUGGUUCUCCUUAUGGGCAGCGAACUGGGGCGACUCCUCCUCCCCCUCCCCCUAAGGGAUCCGCGCCGCCUCGAGUUCAGUCUCCCCUAGCAGCUCCCCCUCAAAACUUCCAGGCCCCUCCACCUCCUGCUGCCAGUAGCCACAACCCUUACGCGCCCCCUCCUCCUGCUGCUGGCGCAAUCCCAUCGCCUAUGCCCAACGUUGCUCCACGAACUGCGUCUCCGUAUAAUGUCCCUCCUGCUGCAGCACCUCCCUCCAACCGAUAUGCCCCUACUCCUUCAGCUCAGCCGCAGCAACAAUUCAGCCAACCUCCUGGAGCUGCAAACCGUCCUCCAGCCGGUUCAUUCGGAGCCCCGCCUCAGCAGUCAACUCCCAGCCAGUAUGCUCCUUCUCCAUACGGUGCUCCUCCUAGCCAACAAUCUGCGCCACCAACGGGACCACCUCCCACAGGACCUCCUCCUAUGAACCGACCUGGCCCUCCCACGGGGCCUCCUCCUGGGGGACCUGCAGCUACUUCUUCUCCCAGACCAACACCUCCUCCUCAAGCAUCGGCACCUCCCAAGGCCAGGCACCCUGCCGGCGACCGAUCGCAUAUCCCUGCCAACGCUCAGCGCUUGGUAGAUGUUCUAGAGCAGGAUAUGCAGCGGGUUGCCUCCAAGGCUCCUGCGACAUUUGCGCCCCAGGUCAAGGAUACGCAAAAACGACUUGGCUUGCUCUUUGACCACCUUAACAAUGAGGAACUGGUUAAGCCUGACACAAUUGAGCAACUGUCCCAGCUCGCCAGUGCUCUUGAGGCCAAGAACUACGAAGGUGCACACAAGCUUCAGGUUGAGAUUCAGCGGGACAAGACCGAGGAGUGUGGAAACUGGAUGGUCGGUGUCAAGCGACUGAUUAGCAUGAGCAAGGCUACACCAUGA
Molecule: messenger RNA, 3867 nt
Organism: Fusarium coffeatum
Lineage: Eukaryota; Fungi; Ascomycota; Sordariomycetes; Hypocreales; Nectriaceae
Exons: 3
Coding region: 1-3867 (1288 amino acids)
Biological process (GO): intracellular protein transport; endoplasmic reticulum to Golgi vesicle-mediated transport; endoplasmic reticulum organization
Cellular component (GO): endoplasmic reticulum exit site; COPII vesicle coat
Molecular function (GO): protein binding; structural molecule activity
Source: RefSeq, a predicted model, not a curated record